Messenger RNA from Miscanthus lutarioriparius, 363 nucleotides. The record is from the annotation of a GenBank genome assembly. Lineage: Eukaryota; Viridiplantae; Streptophyta; Magnoliopsida; Poales; Poaceae.
AUGAAGCAAAAGAUGGUGAUCAAGGUGAGCAUGCCGUGCGAGAGGAGCCGAUCCAAAGCCCUGUCGCUGGCCGCCCAAGCAGACGGGGUAAUCUCCGUGGAGAUCACCGGCGACGACAAGGACAAGCUGGAGGUGGUCGGCGACGCCGUCGAUACGGUCUGCCUGGCCAGCUGCCUGCGCAGGAAGCUCGGCCACGCCGACAUCCUGCAGGUGGAGGAAGUGAAGGACCCUCCGCCGCAGCCGGAGCCAGUACAGCCGCAGCCAGAGGGCUACACGUGUGAGUGUCCCUUCUACCACCACCAUCCGCCGCCGCCAAUGGUCAUCUGCGAGUGCGAGGGACCAAGCAAUUGCGCCAUCAUGUAA